Caenorhabditis bovis is the source of this 2241-nucleotide messenger RNA. Lineage: Eukaryota; Metazoa; Nematoda; Chromadorea; Rhabditida; Rhabditidae. The record is from the annotation of a GenBank genome assembly.
AUGUCGGUGGACACGUCGCGUAUCAGCGAGCGCGGUUCGGCCACCAAAGUUGUUUCAAAAUUCGGCCAUCCAUCGCUGAUUAGCCCAACUAGCGAGAAAACGCCCGGAUUGAAGCGAAAAAGGUCGUCAAUCUCCGGAAGAUUGUUUAAAAAGCAUGAAGCUGAUGAAAAUCUUGAUGAAUCCGGAGGCGAAGAAGAAGCCGAAGAGCGAGGAUUCGCUAUUUCCAAGCCAUCGACAAGUCACGGAGAAGCUGGCAACGAUGCUGGAAAACAGCUGAAAAUUAAUAGCAUUUCAUCGCGAAAGGGAGAAUAUUUUGUUAAGAACGCCGAUGGCAUUCCCACCGAGAAGUUCAGCAUGAGAUAUCGAAAUUUGCUGCACAGCGGUGAAGAUCCCGACGACGACAGCGGCGAUGAGAUGCCGCCCGGGGUUCACGCUCAAAUUGCGCUUAACGACAGAUGGAAGCCCGAGUACAACGACGGUGUGCAGAUGCUCGUGAAUCCCGACGGAUUGCCGAAAUUCGAAAUCAUCGACAUGCACAUCGAAUUGAAGCGAAAAUCGCCAUUUUCUGUGCCGAACAAGCUCAUCACCGUCGAGCCGUGCAGCAGCUCCGAGACACAUGAGCAAUUUUGCAUUUCCGCGCAACGAUUGUAUCAAGGUGACGCGUUGGAUGAAGCUUUUCUCAAGCUAUUGAACGCGAAACGCGCGAGAAAUGGCGUCGAUCAGCCGUAUCUCAAAAGCAGCACGUUUCUCGACAUCAUGAAUCAUUUGGAAAUCUCGAGCUUCCGCCAUAUUCACGAGACGCUCCUCAAACCGCUUCAUUCGCCGAGCACACGUCUCAUCAAUGACGACGAAGAUUGCGAUAUUUGUCGAAUAGCCGAAUGCGAUGUCGACGAUGAGAUGGUGUUUUGCGAUGGGUGCAACGUGUGCGUCCACAUGUCGUGCUACGGUCUCACAACGCUGCCGGAGGGCGAAUGGUUGUGUCUGAAAUGCACCCUGUGCAAUGGUGUCAAUCCGCCAUGCGUUCUCUGCCCGACGAUUGGCGGCGCAAUGAAAUGCACAAAGCACAAAGAGCGUUGGGCGCAUAUUGUGUGCGCGUUGUGGCUGCCGGAAUGCCGAUUCGGCGACAUUGAGAAGAGGGAGCCGAUAAUGGAGAUCGAGGAGAUACCCGAAGAGCGUUGGCACCUCAAGUGCUCGGUGUGCGACACGCGUCAAGGCGCCUGCAUACAGUGCACCCAUCCGGGAUGCAAGACCGCCUUCCAUGUGACGUGCGCGCUUCGCUCGGGAUUCACAAUGAAAAUCGAGCAGGACACGACGGAUCCGAAUCAGGAUCGCGUCGCGAUGAUAUCGCUUUGCAAGAAGCACACGUCGGCGUCGAUGAGCUCGUCGAAAUCGGACGAGAGCUCGCCGACGGAAUCGAACGAGCAACUUCGACGAUUGGAGAAGUUCUUCUACGUCUACGCGGAUUUUGAGGAGAUCGCGAAAACAAUGUGCCUGCCGUCGAUUGUCGUCUCCGAUGUCUAUGAGUAUUGGAAGCAGAAGAGAGGCUCGCUCGAUGGGAAGCCGCUGAUUGUUGAUCCGCAAGAUAAUAUUUUGAUCAGCCCGGAAACGGUGAACCUGUGCCUUCCCAGUGUGCCGGGUGUCACAAUCAACAAGAGCCAACUUCAAGUGGGAUUCAUUGAUCCGCGUCGAAAAUGGGAGAAGAAGAUUCGCGAAGGUUUCGACAAGGAUUCGAAUUUGUGCUCGAUGCUCAUCAAUCGCGAGAAGCAAAAGAAGAAGAUCGUCCUCGGCGAGCAUGCGAUUCUCAACGAGUUUUGGGAUUUCACGACGAAAAAUGUGGUGUCGGCUCGCGCCGCCGAUGGUUUGCUCGAGCUCCUUGAGAAUCUCAUGCACGCUGAAGACGUCAGAGAAGCGAAACGCAUUGGCAGUCGACCUGAUUAUGUGUCAUCGACGAAGAAACGCUUGGAGCUGAUUCGCGAAGCGACACUCGAAAGGGACUAUGAGCCGCCGAUUCUUGAUCUCAAGCCGGCGGUGAAGCCGGGAAGAGGAAGGAAGAAGAGAAUGCCAACGACAGUAACACCUACGCAAAAUGUGAUCUACAAACCGUUGAAGAAGCGCAUUUCGGCUGAAAACGCGGACGUUGUGCUGAAAACGCCGCCGAAGAAGCGCGGAAGGCCGUUCGGGUGGCGAAAAGUGAAAACCGGCGCGAAAUGUCCGAGAGUUCACAUUGUCACCGAGAAUUGA